Messenger RNA from Eurytemora carolleeae, 340 nucleotides. RefSeq lists its product as uncharacterized. NCBI's taxonomy places the organism in Eukaryota, Metazoa, Arthropoda, Copepoda, Calanoida, Temoridae. Bases 20 to 340 code for a protein of 106 amino acids. The record is from RefSeq and is a predicted model, not a curated record. Gene Ontology annotation, molecular function: protein-N-terminal asparagine amidohydrolase activity. The transcript has 5 exons.
AGAUUUAGAAUAAAAUAAGAUGGUUCUUUUUGUUGACGGUGAAGCAAAGAGCGAUUCUACAUUUUUAGAUUUCGACAAAUUAACAAAAUUGCACCAAAUCUCUUCAAAGUUUGCUGGAGAAAAUGCGCGGGAAUUGUUUCCUCGAGACAAGUAUCUGUAUGUCGGUGAACAUGAAAUGGUGGCUGUAACCCAGGAUGACCUGAAUAUAGAAUUCAUCGGUAGUGAAGAUGCCACCACCUGCCAUAUAAUUAUAUUAAGAGAGAAGAAUUUGCUGAGCUGUGGCGUGGUUCAUAUAGGAACACAGAAUAUGAAAUUCUAUUCACAGAAUUCAGCUUUUUAG